AUGGCUACUUCACCAUCUCAGCAGGUUGACACUUCGUCUCUUCCUCCGCCUGCGCCAUCGCAUGUUAUAAAUAUUCGCGUCGAACAAAUGCAUCUCGUUAUUGUUUACCAGCAUUUGUCACAAAAUGUUCAGAUGACAAUGGAGAAUAUGCUUAAGAUGAUAAAUGAAAUUGAUCAAAACUCUUCGGGAAUAAUGGAAGAGGUAGAGAAGUGCAAAGUCUCUGCUCUUGAAAAGAAGAAAAGUUUGGAGGAAGAGAAGGAACGGUUCCAGAAAGCUGCAUUCACUGUUUUGGACAUGCUGAAUAGCAGAGAAUGAGAACUAAUUUUGUCGAAUGUAUAAAAUGAUAAGAGUCAAAUCCGUCAUCUUAGAGAAAUCGAGGCUAAAGGGAGCAAAU
Hibiscus syriacus is the source of this 394-nucleotide messenger RNA. RefSeq lists its product as uncharacterized. The transcript has 5 exons. NCBI's taxonomy places the organism in Eukaryota, Viridiplantae, Streptophyta, Magnoliopsida, Malvales, Malvaceae. The coding region runs from base 1 to 315 and encodes 104 amino acids. The record is from RefSeq and is a predicted model, not a curated record.